Messenger RNA from Adineta ricciae, 1230 nucleotides. Lineage: Eukaryota; Metazoa; Rotifera; Eurotatoria; Adinetida; Adinetidae. The record is from the annotation of a GenBank genome assembly.
AUGGGAUGUAGAUCGUCGAAACUCGUGGUAAAGGAUCGUCCUUCUUCAUAUGCUCGAACACAUUGGCUUGAUCCUCGAUAUCAUGAUGACAAGCGUACAAGUAUUUUCAAACCUGAUGAACUACGGCCUGUAUUGAAAGAGCCUCCACAAGCUGUUGAUCGCCUUGUGCUCAAUCGCGUCUUAGGAUCGAUGAUAGGCUCAGCUGUGGGCGAUGCGUUAGGCGCAUCGGUUGAGUUCAGACCCUAUGAGUAUCUAGUUGAAAAUCCGAUAACAGAUUUCACAAGUGGUGGAACAUGGGGACUUCAAGAAGGACAGUUUACUGAUGAUACUUCGAUGGCACUUUGUUUAGCUGCUUCAUUGAUUGUUAGUCAUGGUUUUAGACCAUAUGAUCAACUGGUGCGUUACAAAUGGUGGCAUCGCAAUGGAUACAUGUCAUCGACUGGCGAAUGUUUUGACAUUGGGAAUUCGACUAGAGAAUCUUUAAUUUUAUUUGAACAACGACAACGAAAAUUUCGUAAACAAACGAAAAUUCCUGAUGAGUAUAUGGAUCAUAUAACUGAUGAAAAUGUUUUACAACAUUUCGAUGUCUUUUGUGGAAAACAUGACGCUGCUGGUAAUGGAGGUCUUAUGCGUUUGGCUCCAGUGCCACUCUUCUUCUGGAAACAUCCCGUUCAAGCUGUCGAAUAUUCCGGUGUUAGUAAUCAACUAACUCAUGGCGAUCAGAGAGCUACUGAUGCUUGCCGAUAUUACGGAGCACUUAUCGUAGCUGCACUCUCCGGUGAACCGAAAUCUGCAUUGUUAGACAAGAAUUUUUACGAAAAUCAUAUAAAAUGGUUUGGAGAUGUUCCACUUCAUUCUGAUAUUCGAGAAAUAAGUCAGGGAUCAUAUCAUGUACAGAACGGAUACAAUGAUGGAAUUCGAGGCACGGGCUUUGUUGUUGACAGUUUAAGAGCUGCACUAUGGGCAUUUCGAUCAGAUGACAAUUCAUUUGAAAAGGGUGUUCUGGCUGCUAUUAAUCUCGGUGACGAUACCGAUACAACAGCAGCCAUCUACGGACAACUAGCUGGCGCAUAUUAUGGCUAUUCGAAUUUACCUUCGAAAUGGACUUCACGUGUCUAUGCGAAAGAGUUCAUCGAAUGUUUAAGUAAAUGGAUCGUCUACGAAGGUGAUCAGUGGCCGCAGAAACAAGAUAAAAAAUCAGACAUUUUAAGUAUCAAAUCGAAAUUAUAA